Molecule: messenger RNA, 4116 nt
Organism: Selaginella moellendorffii
Lineage: Eukaryota; Viridiplantae; Streptophyta; Lycopodiopsida; Selaginellales; Selaginellaceae
Product: probable manganese-transporting ATPase PDR2
Biological process (GO): intracellular calcium ion homeostasis
Cellular component (GO): endoplasmic reticulum membrane
Molecular function (GO): P-type ion transporter activity; ATP hydrolysis activity; ATP binding
Source: RefSeq, a predicted model, not a curated record
GAUGGGCUUGGGCAGCGUGACAUCUCUGCGCGAGCUGGAGGCGAUCGUGGCGCGGGGCUCAGCGGUGGUGCUGCAUUUCUCUCCGCGCCAAGGCAAGGACGUGGAGGAGGCGGAGGAGCUCCUGAACCGCCUCUCCGCCGACACCCCACAGGCAACAUUCCUCCGGAUCAACGCUGACGAGCAGGCGGAGAUAGCACACAAGUUUGGAGUACCAGUGGAUGCUGCGGCGCCCUUCCUCGUCUUCAUCCAGAACUGCGAGGUCGUGGACACUCUCGAGGGUGCCAAUCCUGCUCAAAUGGCGCACAAGGUAGCCAAGGUCGCGGGCCCGCCAUCGCUGGUGAGCGCUGCGCAGCCAUCCAGCCUGGGGAUGAGCGCGGCGCCAUACCUCGUCCAGGCUGUGCAACGAGGGGCACCGCCGCAUUCGAGCGAGGCCGGCUUAUAGGCUAGUUCGUCCGCCGAGAGGAUUAGGGUUAGGGUUUAUCGUGAGCAGCAGCGCUAUGGAGCUGGAUGUGGACGCCAAGACUAUCAAGCGCGUGGAGCUCUACAGAUGGCGCGGCGUCGCCUGGCAGCUGGAUGUGUGGCCGUUUGUGCUGCUCUAUGUUGCCUGGGCAUUGCUGCUGCUUCCCCAGCUCGAUUUUAUGGAUGCCGCGAUCGUCUUGCUCGGCCUGGCUUUGCUCCACAUUCUCGUCGUGCUCUUCACUGCCUGGUCGGUGGAUUUUCGCUGCUUCAUGCACGCUUCUAAGGUGAAUCGUGUGCGCGAGGCCGACGUCGUCAAAGUUGUUCCUGCCAAGUUCUCCGGCUCCAAAGAAGUUGUUCCCUUGGUGCAUACAACCCUGGAAGUCGGAUCCAAGAAUUCGAUAUCGUCUCAGCCAGAGCAUAGCUUCGAGUUUCGCAAGCAAAAGUUUAUCUUUUCAGACGAUACCUUUCGCAAGCUUCUCUAUCCGUCCAAAGAGACGUUUGGCGUGUACAGCAGAAGUAGCGGCUAUGGAACGGAUGCGAAAGAGAAGGCCGCUUUGGGCAAAUGGGGCCGGAACGUCUUUGAGUUCCCUCAACCUACGUUUCAGAAGCUAAUGAAGGAGCACUGCAUGGAACCGUUCUUCGUUUUCCAGGUGUUUUGUGUAGGCCUAUGGUGCCUUGACGAGUACUGGUACUACAGCAUCUUUACGCUCUUCAUGUUGAUCCUUUUCGAGUCCACUGUCGUCAAAUCCCGCCUGAAAACGCUCGCGGAAUUGCGUCGCGUGCGAGUGGAUAGUCAGACAAUUCAUGUGUAUCGCACUGGGAAAUGGUUAAAACUCUCAGGAGUAGAUCUUUUACCGGGAGAUCUUGUAUCAAUCGGUCGAGCCACAGGGCAAACAAGCGAAGAACGCACGGUACCAGCCGAUAUGCUACUUCUUGCCGGGACGGCUAUCGCCAAUGAAGCUCUUCUGACGGGUGAAUCGACACCACAGUGGAAGGUUUCCAUUGUAGGCCGCGAUAUGGAGGAGAAGCUGUCAAUCCGAAAGGAUAAAGCUCACGUACUUUUUGGGGGAACUAAAAUACUUCAGCAUACUCCAGACAAGGCUAGUCACUUGAAAACUCCGGACGGUGGUUGUUUGGCUGUCGUACUACGCACGGGCUUCGAAACGAGCCAAGGGAAGCUAAUGCGGACUAUACUUUUCUCUACCGAGAGGGUUACUGCAAACAAUUGGGAGAGUGGUCUUUUCAUUCUGUUCCUUGUCUUCUUUGCUCUGGUUGCGGCCGGGUAUGUCCUCAAGCAGGGGCUAGAGCACCCAACGCGCAGCAAAUUCAAGCUGUUCCUGAAUUGCUCUAUGAUAAUAACUUCUGUUAUACCGCCGGAGUUGCCGAUGGAACUCUCGAUUGCAGUGAAUACCUCUCUCAUAGCUCUUGUACGACGUGGAAUCUAUUGCACUGAACCUUUUAGAAUACCUUUCGCGGGGAAGGUUGAUACUUGUUGUUUUGAUAAAACUGGGACUCUCACGAGCGAUGAUAUGGAAUUUCUUGGGGUUUGCAACAUGGAGGGGAAAGGCUCUCAUCUCGAGAGCGAUCCUACGAAACUCCCUGAUCGUACUCUGCAGAUUUUGGCCGCCUGCCACGCCCUUGUUUUCGUGGAUAACAAACUGGUGGGAGAUCCUCUUGAGAAGGCUGCUCUGAAAGGUGUGGAUUGGUCUUACACAGCCGAUGAGAAGGCUGUUGCCCGCAGGGGAAGCGUGCCAGCCGUUCAAAUCAUACAGAGGCAUCACUUUUCUUCUUCUUUGAAACGAAUGUCCACCGUUGUGCGUAUAGAUGAGAACUUUCUGGCCUUCACAAAGGGUGCACCUGAAACAAUUCAAGAAAGACUGGUUCACGUUCCUGAGUCUUACGUCCACACAUAUAAGACGUAUACACGGCAGGGAGCUCGAGUUUUAGCUUUAGCUUACAAAGUCCUUCCAGACAUUCCGGUGGGCGAGGCUCGAUCGUUAGAAAGGCAGAGCGUUGAAAGCGAUUUAGUUUUUUGUGGUUUUGCGGUUUUUGCUUGUCCUCUCAGGAAGGAUUCGGCCUCCGUUCUGAAAGACCUCAAAGAUUCGUCUCAUGAUCUGGUGAUGAUAACAGGGGAUCAAGCUCUUACGGCUUGUCAUGUUGCUGGUCAAGUUCACAUUGUCUCUCAGCCAGUUUUAAUCUUGACUCCUCCAUCAAACGGGCAGGAUGGUUUUAAUUGGCUUUCGCCUGACGAGGAAACGAAGAUAGCUUACGAGGUAGAGAAGAUCCAGAUAUUGGCGGACAACUAUGACCUGUGCGUUUCUGGUGACGGACUUGCUAUGCUCCAGCGUACAGGUGCACUAGAAUCAGUGUUACCUUUCGUAAAGGUGUAUGCAAGAGUUGCCCCGGAUCACAAGGAGCUCAUUCUCAUCACCUUGAAGGAUGUGGGUAGAACGACCCUUAUGUGCGGCGAUGGUACAAACGACGUCGGUGCUCUGAAACAGGCGCACGUAGGGGUCGCACUACUUAAUGCUGUAGAAGUGCCUGGAAAAUCGCCAUCGGCCUCCAGCUCUACCGGUAGGCAUUGCACUUUAUAUUCUUCGUUGUCCAACAGCCUCUAUAGUGACAGUGAAGAGACAAAGGGCCCGACAUCCUCGCAGACAAGUCGUCCGAACAGUGCUGCCAGUCGUGCCGAGCAGCAAAGGCAGAAAUUGAAGCAGAUGAUGGACGAGAUGAAUUCGGACGACGGUAGAAGCGCUCCCGUGGUGCGACUUGGUGAUGCGUCCAUGGCGUCCGCGUUUACUGCCAAGCACGCAUCGGUGCAGCCAACGGCCGAUAUCAUACGUCAAGGCAGGAGCACUCUGGUGACGACGUUGCAGAUGUUCAAGAUCCUGGGCCUGAAUUGCCUGUCAACGGCCUAUGUGCUCAGUGUCAUGUACCUGGAUGGCGUGAAGCUUGGCGACGUGCAGGCAACAAUCAGUGGUCUCUUCACGGCGGCAUUCUUCCUUUUCAUCUCGAACGCACGACCUUUAAGCACACUGUCCGCUCAGAGGCCGCACCCCAACAUCUUCUCCGCCUACGUGAUCAUAUCCAUGCUGGGACAGUUUGCGAUGCACCUCUGCUUCCUGGUUUCCGUCGUCCGGGCUGCCGAGUCGUAUAUGCCCGAGGAGUGCGUGGAGCCGGACUCGGACUUCACCCCCAACCUGGUGAACACGGUCUCGUACAUGGCCAACAUGAUGAUUCAAGUGGCUACGUUUGCGGUGAACUACAUCGGCCACCCGUUCAACCAGAGUAUCCGAGAGAACAAGCCGUUCUUCUACGCCUUAACAGCCGCAGCUCUGUUCUUCACAACCAUCAGCUCCGACCUGCUGAGGGACCUGAAUGACUGGCUCAGGCUGGUUCCACUGCCAAAGCCGCUUGGGUGGAAGCUGCUGCUGUGGGCGGGGAUGAUGUCGCUUGGCUGCUUUGUUUGGGAGAGGCUUCUACGGGCUCUCUUCCCCGGAAGGCGACCACUUACACGGAGCAAGGCGAGCAGUAACGUCGAUAAGAAGGUGCAGUAGUAGAUUGGUUCUCGACUGGAGGGGCAAUCCUUUUGACGGAGAGCUUGUACGACGAGUUCUUGGCAGACGAAAUUUUUUGAAGCCUUUAAAAGUCGUGGAA